CGGUGCUGCAAAGUGGGUUCCUGAUCGUUGAAUGUUUUGCAGUUUCUCUAUUCUUGGUUUUGCAAUGUAUUGAUAAGAACGAUAGCUCGAAAAUGGAAACGAUAGCGUCUUCAAGUCAUCUCUAUGCAGCGCAAAUCAAGGAGUACGGAUACUUUUUGAAAGACUACGACCAAAAGCUGGCCCAACUGCAGCUGCCCACAACCUCCAAUGGCGCUGUGCCCAGCAUCGUACGAUUGAAAUUUGCCUGCGAAAAUGAGAAACUUUCCACCGCUCGCAUGAUAGAAAACAACGGCGUUGGAAAACCGAGCAGCCAAACCACCAACUCGAACGGCAGUAGCAGUAGCAGCAAUGUACCGUUGCACAAAAUCCUGUCCACAUUCGGGCAGUUGUGCCGGGAAAUCGAUUGUCUUGAGUACGAAAUCCGCUCACUUGUGCGGAGCAUCUAUGAACGAACGGAGCCGUUUCGCGCGACAGGAGGCGAUGGUGGUGUUUCCGAUUGUGCCCCGCUGAUGUGGAUUGCGCAGAAUAUGGACCUGAUGGCAACGGUGCAGUGCCAUUACGAGCGUUUGCGUGACGUCGGUGUGCUUCUGCUUCGACAGAUCGGUGCUUUUUUCGACGAGGAAGCAUCCUACGGCAGGGGAAGACGAACGAAAAAGAACGGGUUGGAUGGUAAGAGUCCUCCGUCGCUGGAAGUUGAUUACCUAUUUGACUACAUCGGAAGACUGCUACGCAUCACACUCGAGCUCGACCACAUCAUCUGGAAGACUUCACUGAAAAGCCACUGGCGGGCGUUUGGACAAAAGCUUCGUCAACCAACGAAAACGGCCUUGCCGCAAAAUAAGCCUGGAUACCGGGACCUUCUGUUCGUGUGCCAAGCGAUAGGUUUCUGGAUCGGCGAUGAAAGCACGCCCGACGUGACCGGCGAGAAGCGGGUGCUUGAGGCACUCUACAGGGUGAAAACCAAAUUCGAUCCAGUCUGUUCUGGCGAGGCGUUCAGUGAUCGGUUUAUGAAGUUUUUAAAGCGUAAGUUUGCUACUCUUGCUGCCGAUCUAAGAGUGGCCCCAGCACACGGGGCAGAGGUGACGCAAUCGGACGGUGUGAUCGGAGUGAAUAUUUUGCUCAACUUUGCGCUACACCUGUUUCUGCCCAUCGAACAACGAAUGAUGAAAAGUCUUUGCGAGCUGAAUAUGAAGUUCCCGUUGAUUCCCCUUGAAGACAACUUUCCCUGGCUUCCGGACGAGUUCGUACAGGAGCAGGGACACAAACUGUUGCGAGACUAUGAUGCCAGUGCGGCACCGAUCUCCGUCAGUACGCCCGUUGCAAACUCGUCCCACGACUACGAUAGGGCACGGGACGGACAGCUCCAGGCACUGGAGAAAUCCUCUGUUUCAGCAAUCCUUUGCCUGCACGCCGCCAGCUGGUUGGUUGAGGCGCAUGUACAGCUAAGAAACCGUCCGCCGGGAACCGCAAAAGAGGAAGGAAAUUUUACGCUGGAAAAGCUACGCCUGAAGUGUGCCCUGCUGCUCGAGGGAAUUCGUCUAGUGCACCGGAUGGAGCACGUUCUGCGUACCCUACACGACCUGUACGGCCGAACACCCACAGAGAAAACGGACCGGCUGAUCCUGUACCGCCGGAUGGUGGUUGAAUUUCUUCUGUCGUCCACUCACCGCUCGGCCACGGUGCCUUGUCUGCAGUUUAUCAUUCAACACCAGCAGCACAAAAUCCAUACCAUCAUCAGUAGUGCCAAGAAAAAAUUACUCCGUGAGGCCAAAGAAUCGAAAACACCGGCCGGCGGUUCGCUGUGGCUCGAGAAGCUCUCGACGAUCGACGUGUUGGAAAAAUGUCUACACGGCCCCGCCACACCGGAUCGCGUCGGAUUGGCCCAACUAACGAUCUGCCUUUGCCAUGGCGAAGUGAGCGGAACGCAGCUUCUUCCCCUUUCGGACGAUGCGUUCCAAAAGGUGGCCUCCCUGCUCGAGCGGCUCACGACGUUUAUCGCCUGGGAGCGGGAGUGCGAUCGAAGGGAUGUGGUCGGCAAGUUUACGGCCCUGCUCAGUGGUUCCGCCCGGCAGUCCGUCCUCCUCUCGUCUAGCGUCGUCCCGAUGAGCAACCGUAUCGAGGCGUUCAUUCGCUGGGACUUUCACGGCAAGUGGCACCAGAUCGAGCCGUUUGAUCCGUUUCACGACGGAACGGCGGACGGAAAUGGAUCACUAGCUGCUGCUGACCAGAAUCACACCCAGAAGCUAGUAUUUGCGUAUCUGCGCACGAAUCUCACACUGGAGGGGGAGCUGGAUGUCGGUGGCUGUAGUGGAAAGUGGUUCAGUGCGCGUCACUCGGUUGCACAGCAUUUGAGCGAUGUGUUCUACACCUUGUCGACGAUCUCGCCGUCUGAGUGGCGCAUUUACCGUGAGAUGCGUACGAUUGUCGAUCGGAAGUACGGUGUGCGGUUGGUGGACGAUCAGCUGCCGCGCACUACGGCCGAGGAUCGGCGGGGUCCACGUGGCCACGGACAGGACGACGACAUUCUGGCGCUGAUGGAGGACUUUGAAACGUUCAUUGGCUCGUACGGGUACGAUCUGCAUGGACAGUUGUUCAUCGAGCGCCAACUGGCGGCACCGGCCGGCGGUGGACCUACCGGCGGAGGGGUGGUAAAUGUUGUUAAAAUCGAACACAUUGCUAACUCCAUCAAGCGACACGGACCUGGAAUUAUCAGCACGGUGGUAAACUAUGCGUUCCAAUUCCUACGGCAGAAGCUGUUCACCUUCUCUCACUUCCUGUACGACGAACAAAUACACUCACGGUUGGCGGCCGAUGCGAAAAAGUUGUCCACCGAAAGUACCGAUGGUGCUGGCACUGCGUCUACGGGCGCUUCUACUGUCCCGACACCUAGCUACACGUACGACCGUGCGCUCGCCUUUAACCGGCGCAUCCGCAACCUGGGCCUCUCCGACGAUGGCGAAACGUACAUCGAUCUGUUCCGAAAGUUGAUCUGUCAAAUCGGAAACGCGAUGGCAUUCGUACGUCUGCUGCAUUCCGGAGCCUUGCACGAAUGUACCGGUGCCGCCGAAUUUCUUUCGAACCCAUCAAUGUCGGACGAGCAAGACGGUACAGAUUCGUACGGACAACCGGAGGGACCACACGACACUUGCAGUCACAAAUCGGCCGUCACUGUUUGGAAGCAGGAUAUGGCCGCCGUUCGGGCCAGCUGGAGGUUGGAGAAUGAGUUCUUUCGGUUGCUUCUCAAUGCGUUUGAUGGAUUCCGUCGGCGCCGGGCGGACCAGCAGAAGGACGGUGGGGAGUCAGCGCAGGCGGACAAUUUCGCCCAUCUCGAGCUAUUCUAUCUGAUCAUACCACCGCUUACGAUCAGCUACGUCGAGGCCAUGCUAAAGGCAAAGGAAACGAUAGCGAAAAAGGAUCGCCACGGCACGUUCCUUCCCACCGACGAUGGGUUCGUAAUGGGACUAUCGUAUUUGCUGACGUUGCUGAACCAAACCGCCGCUUUCAAUUCGCUGCACUGGUUUAAGGAGGUGCACACCAAAUACGCACGCGAGAUGGCCAAAUUGAACCAACAGUCGGCCGGCACACACCACCUGCUGCAGCAAUCUUCGACGCUAGACAGCGCCACCGACGAGAAAAUGCUCCCAACGGUGUCACUCACUCGGAAGCGGCUGAACGCCAUGCAGCACGAGUUUGAGCUGCUUCAGUACAAUCUGUCCAGUUCAAAGAUUUUCUUCAAAUAAUUCUACGAGGUCGGACGAAGUGCAACACAGGACUCUUCGCGACUAGGACACUUUGUGCAAAGAAACAUUCCCGUGUCAGUUUUACGGUUUUAUCAAAUGUCUUUCCGAUUUAUUAUGUUUUAAUAAAAUGUUGCGAAAUGUUAUGGGUUUCCUAAA
This is a messenger RNA of Anopheles coustani, 3896 nucleotides long. RefSeq names its product WASH complex subunit 4 (gene SWIP). Lineage: Eukaryota; Metazoa; Arthropoda; Insecta; Diptera; Culicidae. The record is from RefSeq and is a predicted model, not a curated record. The transcript is spliced from 8 exons. The coding region runs from base 93 to 3740 and encodes 1215 amino acids. Gene Ontology annotation, cellular component: endosome; WASH complex. Gene Ontology annotation, biological process: endosomal transport; endosome organization.